This is a messenger RNA of Botrytis byssoidea, 739 nucleotides long. RefSeq lists its product as uncharacterized. Bases 1 to 468 code for a protein of 155 amino acids. Lineage: Eukaryota; Fungi; Ascomycota; Leotiomycetes; Helotiales; Sclerotiniaceae. The record is from RefSeq and is a predicted model, not a curated record. The transcript is spliced from 2 exons.
AUGCGUUUCUCCAUGAUUGCUUCCAUCCCCCUCCUCGUCCUCUCCACCCUUACCUCAGCCGCUCCAGCUGCAAUUCCAGCAGCAGCCAUCGAUGCCCGCGCCGCCUCUACCCAGAUCUACUACCUCGUUAACUGCUUCAACAACAUCACCUUCGCAGCCUACGCUGAGAUGGACUACUACCCAACCAAGUCUUUGUCUCUCGCUGGCCAGACACCAAGCAAGACAGCCGUCCUCAGCACUUCUGACUCCAUUGACUACGAAGAUGGAACUUGGAAAGCCACUACUCCUUUCAAGGCAACUGUUGUCAUUGGCGAGGAUGCUUACAUCGCCAAGCCAGGCUCUACUGUUGGUAGCGCUACCGUCAGCACCUCCACCACUGCCUUGACCUGUGUCCGUCUCACAAGAUUUGUCUUGUAUGAGCCAAAGGUUGAUGAGCAAUGCUACACCGACUAUGCUUGCCAGGCAUAGAGAGCACCUCGAUACCUUGAGUUCUUCGAUCGGCGCCCGCGCUGAACGGAGGAUGAUCAUUGAUGAACAAGCUCAGGCUUGAUUUGGACGGACAAUAGACGACUUGAAAAUGAUGACUAGUAAUAGAUGAAUGACGAACGACGGAAAAAAGACGAACGAAUGAUGAUUAGAGAGAUUGAUGAGUUAAUGAUUACGAUUGGGCACAUUCUUUUGGACUUGGGUAAAGGGAUAUAAAAUAGAGAUAAAUUUGAAUAAAAUACAUUUUUCAUUA